This is a messenger RNA of Mytilinidion resinicola, 1566 nucleotides long. RefSeq lists its product as uncharacterized. NCBI's taxonomy places the organism in Eukaryota, Fungi, Ascomycota, Dothideomycetes, Mytilinidiales, Mytilinidiaceae. Bases 1 to 1380 code for a protein of 459 amino acids. The record is from RefSeq and is a predicted model, not a curated record. The transcript is spliced from 2 exons. Gene Ontology annotation, molecular function: hydrolase activity.
AUGCCGUCGCACCUGCUGCCGCGACGCCCGCAACUCGCCUUCGACCAGCUGCGACCACGCCUCCCGCGCCCGCUUGCGACACGGCUGAGAUGCAGUCCGCUCUCCACACGCCAGUUCUCUCCCGAACACGUCGUGGUUCCGUGUCGGUCCAACGGCGCCGUUACGCUGAGGUCACCGGCGCCGGUGCUGAUCUACCUCCCCGCUGGGCUCUCACUCCCCGGGCAGCCAGACGACUAUGAAGAUCAGUCUCUAUCUGCACUCCUGGCUUCGUCCAGCAGCACUGUAGUACGCAUCAACUACCGACGCUCCGAGCGCCAUCAGUUUCCAACCCCUGUCCACGAUGUUCUGACAGCGUACGAUUGGAUCCUUCAGAACCUAGUCAGAUCCUCCACGACAGGACCCACAAAUGGCCGCACUACGAGUAAACUUGCGCGAUUAGGCGUGUAUGGCGAGCUCGUCGGAGGUGGGCUUGCGGCAAUGCUUGCACUAACAGAAUGCAAGCUUGGCUCCAGCCGAAUUGGCGCCGCAGCUGUCAACAAUCCCGUCGUUGACUGGGUCUUCCCCGAUGAGCUUGCGGCAAUUAUCAAACCUGAUAGCAGCCCUGUGUAUGAGGCUCAAGACGAAUCCUACGGGAGCGACAGCCUCAUGGACUGGUGGGCACAGCAAGAGGCGGAAGAAGUAGCAACCCCAAAGCCCCCGAAACGGGCGCCAAAAGCUGCAAAGUCUUCAUGGAAAGACUACGCGCAUAACGCUGCUUUACCGACGUCUGCCCUCCUUGAAUCACGUGAGGUCUUCUUCAAGAAGCAAGAAGACUAUUUCGAUCGAUUCGCAUCGCCUAUCUGCUUCUUCCGGUCCCCAAAAGGCGAGCUGGUGUAUCCAGAACAUGAAGAUAUCUUGGCAUCGUCUUCGCCUCCCACGUCCGAAGUUGACAGUCCUACUCUAGACCCCGAUCUAUCGUUUCAGGAGAUAUUAUCUGAAGUCGAGUCCCACGAGCCUCGUCCUCCACCUGCUCUUCCUACUUUGUUAAGGUGCCGCGCGUACUACCGGCCCUACCCACCUUCGCAUCUCGACCUCGAUUUACCAUUCAUGCGUAUCACGACUGGGUCUGAGAGCCCUCUUCUGGACCAAGCAUCCGAAUUCAGUGGCAUGACGAAGCGGGCAGUAGCGCGACAGAUCACCUCAAACCGACAUACCCGAGACAGCCGAGAUAGCCAAGAAGGGGAUCAACUGAAAGCCAAAGCUCAAGAAAUUGCAGAUCGCAAAGUCUCUUUGAGCGUGCAAGCCGGACUGGGGCUAUGGACUGGGGUUAACAGUAUAGAGGGAUGGAAAAACAGCGUCGAAGAAGUAGGGUCCUGGAUGAAGACAAGAAUAAAAGCGUGAGGACAUACAAUUGCGGCGCACUGCUCGAGGUUCUCUGAGACCGCAUUAAGAUUCUAGAGCGACAUUAUUAGCAAUCUUGAUAAGUCUCCAGACCACCCCACACGGUGUUGAACUGCCACUCAUGAUGAAGGGUAAUCGACUGGUCCAUACGUCCUAGAAAAUAGCAAAAAUACACUUAUUCGCGGC